GAUGAUUCACUGACGUAUAUGUAGCAACAAAUUAUUUGACAUUCCCGUUUUUGUAAUGUUUGUUUUCCUUUUUGUACUAACGAAUUGAUAAUUUCCUUGCUUUUGAACAACAAAAUCAGUGGAAUAACAAAACAAUUAUAACGACAAUACUAUAUACUUAUUUGUAAACGAAAAUUAUCAAAAGUGCCCAGCCAUGAAGGCGGGUACAUUUCGAAAUACACAAUGGGAUCCCAUGCUACUCGUCGCCCAAAUCAUAUCCAUGCAAUCAUGCGUAUACUUCUCCUUGGGUCUUCUGGUCUUCUUCGCUAACAUAUUAGCUGGCGAUAAUUACACACUGGAUAAUGUAUUUGAGUAUCAUGAAAUACACAUUUCCGACGCUGGUGGACGACUUAUUAUACUCGCAUUUGUGCUAAAUUCAUUUGUUGCCUCAUUGGCGUUGUGGUUUAUUGUACGCCGCGCAAAAUUAUGUUUAGAUUUUAGCUGCACAUUCCACAUCCUUCAUUUACUAAUCUGUUGGUGGUAUAACUCAAAUUUUCCGUCGAAUGUUAGUUGGUGGUUGCUAAAUGCAAUCACAACGACUAUAAUGUGUAUCGGCGGCGAAUUUUUGUGUCUCAAGUCGGAAUUAAAAGAGAUCCCGGUUGGUUAUGCGGCACUCAAUCAGAAAUCGGAUGUUUAACAUUUUUUUGGGAUGAAGAAUUUAGAAUGCGCACUUCGUCUGUAGCAGGGACUGUCGCAGCUAUUACAGAAUAUUCAAAAGUGAUCUUUUAUGUUUAUACAACAUGUACGUCUAUAGAAAUUGUAUUUAUUUAGAUUAUAAUAAAAAUGCGUCAUCAAAAUAAA
Molecule: messenger RNA, 840 nt
Organism: Rhagoletis pomonella (apple maggot)
Lineage: Eukaryota; Metazoa; Arthropoda; Insecta; Diptera; Tephritidae
Gene: Sys1
Product: protein SYS1 homolog
Exons: 3
Coding region: 194-676 (160 amino acids)
Biological process (GO): Golgi to endosome transport; protein localization to Golgi apparatus; Golgi to plasma membrane protein transport
Cellular component (GO): trans-Golgi network; Golgi membrane
Source: RefSeq, a predicted model, not a curated record